GCUAUCUGCACGGGGACCUUGAUGGCCUUCGCCACUGCAUCCUGUUUUCCCUCCUCCCGUCGUUAUCAUCAAUCCGGCAGCGGACACUCUGUCACCCUUUCCAUCUCCUCCUACAUCUUGGAUUGUUUCUUUUGGAUAAGGGACAAUUGGAAGUAUCCCACCACGGCUCUUUCCCUUCUUCGGCAAUAUCACCAUCUCCCCAGAUCGCAGCAAUGGGCAUAGGCAACACGGCCACCUCGAGCAGAAAGCGGAAGCAAGUCGAUGAUGAACCAACUGUUUCAGAUACCAAACAAGUAGCUACAUCCUCAAAGAAGUCCAAGAAGGACGAGUUGGCCCUGGUCACAGACGAGAAGCGACUACGCAGAUUCCGUGACAAAGCACCCCAAGCAUUUGCUGUCAUCUACGAACGAGCCACAACUCAACGCUUUUUUGUCCUCUCGCGUAAACGCAUACCCGUAUGGGACAGCUUGGAAGGCUUCGAAGAGGAGGUGGAAAUUGCAGGUUCGACAGGCAAUAUCUACACCGUGACAAUUGCCCGACAGCCGACAUGCACCUGCCCCAUGGGUGAGAAGAACGAGCAGUGCAAGCACAUCAUUUACGUACUGGCCCGAGUACUGCGUGCCAAGUACGAAUAUGUCUACCAACUGGCACUGCUAAGCUGCGAGCUCCAAGACAUCUUUAGCAAUGCCCCUCCGAUCGUGGAAGGGGACGGUGACAGUCUCACAACAGGCGAAGGAGACAAGAGGAGGAAGCCGAUUGAAGGGGAUUGCCCCAUCUGUUUCAACGAGAUGGAGGUACUCAAGCCCGAGGAAAUUGUUUGGUGCCGGGCGGCAUGCGGCCAGAACGUUCACAAGGAGUGCUUCGAGAUGUGGGCGGCUACAAAACGGAAGCAGGCUGGUGGAUCCAAGGCCGACGUCACUUGCCCGUACUGCAGGAGUGUCUGGGAAGGCGAUGAUGACUUGAUCAAGAUGAUCAAGAAGGGGAGGCCAACCUCGGAAGGAUACGUGAAUGUUGCUGACCAGUUGGGGAUUAGCCAAGUACGAGAUACCAGCACGUACUAUUAUGGGGGGUCACGGUCAGGGUACUACAACUAUGGCAAUAGGAGCAGACGGUACCGGCAUUAUUGAGGAAGUGCCAGCUUGGGUUUUAGGCAGGAAGAGAGUGUUGGCUGUCUGGCUGGCCGAUAUGCCGCCCAAACACCCCGCCUGCUUGAUUUUUGUACCAGUCCGGCUACAGGACACUCGCGAGGCCCGGGAGAGCAACGCGAAGUCCGUUCUGCGUUUGAUGAGAUUUCUUUUUUUUUUCUUUUUUUUUUUUCUUCUUUUCUAUGACCGCCUUGAAUGCAAAUUAUCCCCGCGCUGUAUCAGUAUACGACAGUCACGUAUUCAACACACAACAUAACGCAGCAUAUGAAAUUAUCAGCAUUCCUCAAUUUCACCCAACACUUCACUACAGCAUGAUGUAGGAGAGCCCGGUUCUCAAGGCCGCACCAUGUUCUUCCCGAUAAAGUCCUUCAUUCGCACAGUCAGGCUAACGAUGCGCGCCGCAUCGGUUACUUUCUCUUUUAUUAUCUUCGCAAUAACCAGCGUACUGGAUUUCGCUUGUCGUGAGGACACCGCCUAUCACCAAGCUGUCGACUACGUCCUCCAAGCAUUCCUCAAUAUGGAUUUGGACACAUUCGAACUCACUUACGUGGACACUGACGCCAACCUUGACGUCGGCCUUGGGUUCUACCUUCUAGUAUCCGUCACCGUUGCCGUGUUUGGGAGCAUUCUUUUCUAUUUGGCACGGUGGAAGUUUGGAGACCCGGGAAUUCAAGAAGAACUGCGUGGCUGCCCAAAUCUGCCUUCUCUUUUCAGAGGUGUCCACACCAGGUUCUUGAGACGAGGGUUUAUCGGUUGAAUGUAAUGGAAGUCGGCCAGAUGGAAGGUUUGUUAUUCCUCCACCCGAUCUUCAAUUCCGGUCUUGGUUAAAGAGAGGCUGUGAUGGGCUAAAAGGCGGACCGUGUUGUCCCAUGGGGCCGUCUAUGGCUAUCAGCAUGCCUUCACCCCAAUUCACCAUUGCGGAAGAAUACAGAACGAAUCGAACGAGAUGGCUGGAUGUUGGAUUAGGCAUUGGGAUAUGACAGCGGAUUGGUGUUUUUUAACGGAUGCAGCAUUGAGCAACAGAUUACAUGAAGUAUAGCGACAUACUAUAAGUAUCACAGCCUUUUUCACAAAAAGAGCAAAUGUACACAACGCCGAAACGACGCCGAGAAAGGUGCCGAAAGACAACGAAGACACCAUCACUCGUUUUGCUUCCACUCUUUUCAGCCUGGAAUUGACCGC
Neurospora crassa OR74A is the source of this 2327-nucleotide messenger RNA. RefSeq names its product Znf1p. Gene Ontology annotation, molecular function: zinc ion binding; ubiquitin protein ligase activity. NCBI's taxonomy places the organism in Eukaryota, Fungi, Ascomycota, Sordariomycetes, Sordariales, Sordariaceae. The record is from RefSeq and is a predicted model, not a curated record. The transcript has 4 exons. The coding region runs from base 213 to 1127 and encodes 304 amino acids.